Molecule: messenger RNA, 607 nt
Organism: Funneliformis geosporum
Lineage: Eukaryota; Fungi; Glomeromycota; Glomeromycetes; Glomerales; Glomeraceae
Source: the annotation of a GenBank genome assembly
UGAUGCAGGAAUUGAUAAAUCAAGACUAUUGACUGAAUUUCUAAGAAUAGCUCAAUCUGCAGUUACAGAUUCAGAUAAAGUUUCUGAUUUAACAGUGUUUCUGAUGAUUGAUGAUAUCCAGAAAUUAAUGUAUUUAGAUAGUGAUGGCUUUAACAAAUCCGGUAUAUUCUAUAGUUACCUCUUAAUAAUUGCUUCAAUGGUCAUAAGUAAUCCAACUUUUAUCAUUGCAUAUUGUUCAGCUACUAUUGUAAAACCAAUAGUUGAUAUUCUUGCAAAGUCCCAACAAUUGUGUGUUUUACUUCCUUUUCAUGUUCUUGGCCCUCCUCAACAUGAUGGAAAAAACAUAUUUAACAUAAAGCAUCCUUUGGUUAGAAUUUUAGUUGAAGAUGUAGGUGGUAAUGGUUAUACACUUGAAGCAUUAGAAAUACGUAUUCCUGCUGAUAUUGAUAAAUGUUAUAUUGGGGAACUUAUGCAUAAUAUAAUUUCUGAUAUUGCACAAUUAUUUUCUGAAGUACUUGAUAAUUCAUCUCAUUAUGGGGCAAUUUUGAAAGCAAUUUUGGGACAUAUUCCAAUACGCAAAAAUGAAAUUGUAUCUGGAACACCAUAG